Messenger RNA from Helicoverpa zea (corn earworm), 3987 nucleotides. RefSeq lists its product as uncharacterized. The record is from RefSeq and is a predicted model, not a curated record. The transcript has 21 exons. Lineage: Eukaryota; Metazoa; Arthropoda; Insecta; Lepidoptera; Noctuidae. Gene Ontology annotation, molecular function: RNA methyltransferase activity; nucleic acid binding; copper ion binding. Gene Ontology annotation, biological process: RNA processing. The coding region runs from base 110 to 3619 and encodes 1169 amino acids.
GGACACGUAAUCUUCAAAUGCUAAAAAUUGACGAAAACAUAACCUCAUAAACAUUAGCGAGUGUAUAAAAGUUUUAAACAAUUUUAUUUUAAUUAUAUUUUAAAGUAAUAUGGCAGAAGAAAAUGGUGAAGUUCAAGUAAAAGAUGAUGUACCAAAUGAAGAAAAGGUACAAGAAGAAUAUGCGUAUUUGGAUCGGGGAGGUUUCUCUUCGGAAAAGUUUAAAAUUGAACUGCGUGGACUACCCAAGUUUUAUGGAAUAGCGGAAUUAAAAAAACUUAUGAACAAUAAACUCGGAUUGAAUACAAGUAAAAUCAAAAGACCUAAACAUGGCAGCCACUGGUUGUAUGCAUGCUUCCAAAAUGAUGAGGAACGCAAGAAAGCUAUUGAAGCACUCAAUGGUUUCUCAUGGAAAGGUAAAACUUUAAUAGCUGAAGAGGCGAAGCCAGCACCAGACCCAUUAGUUAAGAAAAGGAAACAAGAUGAGGAUGUACCAGAACAGAAUAAGAAGAAGAAAAGCGAUGAUGAAGGCAAGAGUCAGGAGGAGAGGCUGAAGGAUGCCACCACUCCAUACUGGAAUAUCACUUAUGAAAAUCAGCUGGCAGUGAAAGAAAAAGAAAUAAGAAACAUACUAAUGAGGUUUGACAAUGAGAUCUGGAAAAUAGACAGGAAUAGACGACAGGAAAUUCAAAAGAACCAAAAACAGUAUGGAGGUUUAAGUUUCGAACUCAGACCUAUAGAGAAGUCUCCUGUUACUGAGGGGUAUAGGAACAAAUGUGAGUUCACUGUUGGGAUUGAUGAAGAGUCCAAGUUGCCCACGGUAGGCUUCAGACUCGGCAGCUACGUCACUGGUACUGUUGGCGUUGGACCAAUACAAGGAAUGAUCCACAUCUCUGAACAGACAAAGAAGGCUGUUUUGCUAUUCCAAGAGUUUGUGCGCAAGUCCAAGCUAGCGCCGUUCUCUCCGACCGACUACUCAGGGUACUGGAGGUAUCUCACUGUUCGUGACUCCACUUCCACUGGUGAAGUUAUGCUCAUCGUUGCCAUGCAUCCUCAGGCACUGACAGAGGAUGAAAUUGAUGGAAUCAAGAAGGGUUUAAUUGACCAUUUCAAUUCAGAAGAAGCAAUCGCUUGUGGAAUCAAGUCGCUCUACUUUGAACUUGUCGUCAAAAAACGGGUAGGUGAAGAAGGGUCUAAACCAAUACACCUAUCAGGUUCCACUCACAUCACGGACACCAUUCUUGGCAAACAGUUCAGGAUAUCACCGGAGGCAUUCUUCCAGGUAAAUACGGCUGGCGCGGACGUGUUAUACCGAAGCGCUAUCGAGAUGAGUGAGGUGCGACCAGACUCCACCGUCGUCGAUAUAUGCUGCGGGACCGGCACUAUUGGACUGUGUUUUGCUGAGCACUGUAGCAAAGUGCUAGGCCUAGAAAUGAUAGCGGAAGCUGUCAAAGACGCUAAAGCGAACGCGGAGCUGAACGGCAUAGAGAACUGCGAGUUCUUCACUGGCAAGGCGGAGGAUAUACUGCCGUCAGUGCUGGCCAGAGCCACCGGGGAUGAUGUUAUCGCUAUUGUGGACCCGCCUAGAGCUGGACUGCACAUGCGAGCAGUAACCCAGCUCCGCAAUACGAAGAAGGUCAAACGCCUUGUCUACAUCUCAUGCAGUCCCUCCUCCGUGGUGAAGAACUUCAUAGACUUGACCCGUCCCUCGUCCAAGACGUUGCGCGGCGCUCCCUUCCUGCCGGUGCGGGCGGUGCCCGUCGAUAUGUUCCCUCAGACUAAACAUGUGGAACUCGCUAUAUUGUUCGAGAGAGAGAAGGUGCCGGAUCCCGUGGAAGAGGAAUCAGUGAAAUCCGAAGACGCUGUCGUCGAUACGAAAGUACAAAGUGACAAUAAUGAUGUACAUAUAGAUGAUGUAAAUAACCAAAGAUUAGCAGAAAGUGAGUCAGUCUUAGACCCAAAUGGCGAAUUCCUACUGAAAUGGCGAGUUGAUUAUUCCUUCCGCAAGAUUCAGUUUCAAAUAGUAAUAUCGGAAACCGCACCAUCUUUCCACUGGUUUGCGUUAGGAUUCUCUGAUAGAGGAAAGUUCAAUAAUUCCGAUGUCUGUGUGUUCUGGACUGAUUAUAAAGGAAAACACCACUUUGAGGAUAUGUACGGAGAUGAUGAAGGUAACUUGAUGCGAGAUCCUAAGCAAGACUGUGACGCAUUUUACUUGGACCCUGAGACUCAUAGCUUGGUAUUUGAACGGUUUUUCGACACAUGUGACAAUGAUGACUAUAUUAUUGAGGAAGGAACAGUCCACGUAGUCUGGGCUCACGGCAACGACAAACUAUUCACAUCCAAAGGCCUCUGCUUGACCUGCACUCCAACCACAGACCACGGCUUCAUAAGAGUUCGACUCUUCACUCCUGUCGGUCAUCAGAGAGUUGGUGAUGCUUACCAAUUGCGGAUUACCAACAAGAACUUGAAGGUACCUGGGGAUGAUACCACGUAUUGGUGUCAUGUGGUCAAGCUACCAGAAUUUAUAACGAAGAAGGUUCAUCAUAUCAUUCAGUUCCAAUCUACCAUCACAAAAGGAAAUGAGGGCUUGGUUCACCAUAUGGAAGUAUUUUAUUGCGACACCGACCCUAACAAGGAGGUCCCUCUUUAUGAAGGCAACUGUUUCGCUCCUGACAGGCCUGAAAUCACCAAAACAUGUUCAAAGGUAAAAGCAGCAUGGGCCAUGGGUGCUCCUCCAUUUACAUAUCCAAAGGAAGCUGGUUUGCCUCUCGGAGGACCGAAAGCAAACAAAUACUUAAUGCUGGAAGUGCAUUAUAACAAUCCGGAACUAAGAAAAGACUGGGUAGACAGUUCAGGUAUAAUACUCCAUGUAACUGGACAAAGAAGAAAAUACGAUGCAGCCAUUAUGGAGCUCGGCUUGGAAUAUACCGACAAAAUGGCGAUACCUGGCAGACAGAAGGCUUUUCCGUUGACUGCAUACUGCAUCCCGCAGUGUACCGGAGUGGGUCUACCAUCAGACGGUAUUGUAGUCUUCGGUAGUCAGCUCCACACGCACCUGACGGGAGUGGCCGUCUGGACAAGGCAUUCGAGGCAGGGGGUGGAGCUGCCCUACCUCAACAAGGACCUGCAUUACUCCACGCACUUCCAGGAGAUCAGAAUCUUGCAUCGCCCUGUUAAUGUUUUGCCGGGUGACUACUUAGAAACGACUUGCAUUUACAACACGGAAGACAAAGACAAUGCCACAGUGGGGGGUCACGCCAUUACUGACGAGAUGUGCGUCAACUACAUGCACUACUACCCCGCUACAGAGCUGGAAGUCUGCAAGAGUGCCGUCUCCAACGCUGCUCUUGAAAGCUAUUUCAAGUUUGAGAAACGAUGGGACAACAUGUCAAUCUCAUACAAGGCGGCUCCCCGCGCGAACUAUCUAUCCAUCAAGCCGUGGACUCACCUGAGGGCCAACGCGCUGCAUGCUCUCUACACCGAAUCACCUAUAUCUAUGCAGUGCAACAAGUCUGAUGGCAGCCGCUUCCAGGGAGACUGGGAAGGAAUAGAGAUACCAAAGAUCAAGUUGCCCCUGCCGCCUGAAAAGAGAGUGUGUCCAGACAUGAUUAUUGACAAAUAAUCUCAGUAUUCAACUUAUCACCUUUAUUAAAUACCUAGUAGUUAAGGGUCGAAUGCUUAAUACUCACUUAGGCAUUGUUGUAGAGACAUAAGCUAAAAACGUAUAUUUAUCGUUAUAUAAAUCUUGUUCAAAUACAUACAUAUUGUAAAAGUCAUAGUUUAGCUAGGUACUUAAUGUAUUCGUUGUGAUAAAAAGUUUUAACGUGUUAGCUGUAGACAAUGAUAAAUUGUUGUACAUUAUUUUGUCAACUAAAUGUGGUUGGCUAUGAAUGUCUACAUUAUUUGGAAUCUACGUAGUUGUAAUAAACUAAGAGUGACAUUAUGCAAUAAUAAAAUAAAAAUGUAUAGUAAAUAAACUACUAUGUUUUA